ACAUCCUACAUCGCUCAAGUCACCGUGGGCACACAAACCGUUCCUCUCCUGGUCGACACCGGGUCCUCCGAUCUCUGGGUUGCACCGAGCAGCUUUCAAUGCUUGGAUGAGAGUGGAAAAGCGACGAAUCAGUCCGCCUGUGACUUUCCCGCUUUCUACGAGGGGUCCUUCUCUGGCGGCGUCGUACCGGACGAGUAUUUUUCGAUUAUCUAUGGCAAUGGGCAGUACCUGUAUGGCCCGUAUGGGUUAGAGUCUGUUUCUUUCGGCGGUGUUACGGUGCACAACCAGCAGAUUGCAUUACCAUCGGAGGGUUACUUCCACGCCUCGACAGGUGAUUUCGCUGGUCUUCUGGGGCUGGCCUACCCAGCCAUGGUUCCGGCGAGAAAGGGGCAAGCUCCGAAGCCUGCGCUGAAUAACAGUGACGAGUUUGGUGAGCAUGACACAUGGUUCUUCAAUGCUGUCAGGCAGAACUUGACGGAGCCCAUAUUCAGUAUGGCUCUGGAUGUUGAUGGUGAUGGUCUUCUCGGCAUUGGUGAAAUUGUGGAUGUUCCCCUCGUGGGGAAUUUCACGUCGACUCCAAUCUUGGUGGUAAAUGCUAAUGACGUCCAGACGAACCUUGUCAACGAGACCCGAGCUGCAACAAACUUCACCUACUACACGAUCAUCGCUGACGACUAUAUCAUCGACGGCAAGCCCUUCUCCAAGCUUUCAGAAGAGAACAACGACAUACCAGCCAGCCAAGGCUUCCCAGUAGUUGUGGACAGCGGCUGGUCAGCAAACGUUCUGCCUCCGUCCCUCGUGACGCACUUCUACGACACCUUUGCCGAUCCUCCCAAGCUCGUGGACAUUGGUGGCGGCAAUACUAUGUUCACUGCGCCCUGUGAUGCUACCGUACCUGAAUUUGGCGUGCAGAUAGGCACAGAAGUCUUCACGAUGGCACGUGAAACGAUCCUCGUCUCGAGAUUGAAUACUACCUUGAACGGCACGAUGGUUUGCGGACUGGGUAUACAGCCUGGCGUGGAAUUUGCCGGGGUACUGGGGGAUACGUUCUUGAGCAAUGUGGUUGCUGUGUUCGAUGUGGGUGCUUCGGAGAUGCGUUUUGGUCAGCGUGUC
This is a messenger RNA of Cryphonectria parasitica EP155, 1113 nucleotides long. RefSeq names its product acid protease. Gene Ontology annotation, molecular function: aspartic-type endopeptidase activity. The record is from RefSeq and is a predicted model, not a curated record. Gene Ontology annotation, cellular component: fungal-type vacuole. The transcript has 2 exons. Gene Ontology annotation, biological process: proteolysis. NCBI's taxonomy places the organism in Eukaryota, Fungi, Ascomycota, Sordariomycetes, Diaporthales, Cryphonectriaceae. The annotation marks the transcript as partial.